CUACUGCGAUUUCGCUAGAUUCAUACCCCCCAAUCAUGUGGCAGGAUGUAAACAAACCGAUUUCAAAAAGCCGCGCUCACGAUGCCCCAAGAACUGCGCGUUGUUCGCUGUUUCCAGUGCCUAAAAUAUCAGGUGGAUAUCGUGAAAAAAGCCAACAAAUGGGCCUGCAAAAUGUGCGGUGUGAAGCAGUCGUUUACGCGGGAAUUUUAUCGUGGCACCGGUAAAGAUUGCAGGUCCGUUAUGAUGGCCCUCACAGAACGCAACAUCACGAUGGAUCGUCAGCAAGAGGAAAUUGCCCAGCUGGUGUUGGAAGGGGUGAUCCAGCUACCGAAACCGGUAGCUCGAGUUGAUGUCGACGAAAAACCUGCCACCACACAGCGUUCCGAUGAAACGCCGAACAAAUGGGAGCCUUUUGUGGAGAAACAGGAACCGGAUGAUUCUUCUGAUCUACUGCCUUUGGAGCCGAGUGAUAAAGGUCAUUCGAAUAGUUCUUUUGCGCGCGAACGAAGGAAUUUCGUGUCGAAGCGAAUGGCCAGUCUUGGUCGCAGUAAAGGAGGCAACUUUGGCAAUGUUUCAGAUGCUGUUGAUUCUCAAAACACGCUUGCUGAGGUAGAACACAAUAAGCCAACGAAUGCAGUCGAGAGGCACCUUCCAUUCGAGCGCAACGAUACUGCAUGCCAUAGACAAUCGACUAAAAAAUUCGUUUCUACGAAUAGCCAACCACUUUUUGGUUUCCAUCGUAAAGAGAACUCUAGGAAGGUAUCAACGCCUGCAUCAACGGGACAAGUCAGUAAUCAAUUCCACCAUUCAUCUCCAGGCAGCUUAGCCACCGCUCCAGCUGAACCUGUGGGCACAAGGAAAUUAUCGAAAGAACCGGCCAUUCCACUUAUGAAUUUUGCUAAACGUGUACGUGGCAAAACAUCAAUUGAUAGUAAUGAGACUCAUUCACCUCUAACUAAUGGUACCACAAAUUCCCAAGCAGAAGGUGCUGAUGGCGCAUCAAAAUGGACCAAAUAUGUCCCACCGUCCGAUGAUACGGAAGAACGUGGGGAAGAUCUUUUCUUUCGCUUUUGAUAAAGAGAUUUAUAAUUUUAGGUGAUUUUUUCCAGUAAAUUGCAAUGUCAACAAGCGGACGUCCUGUAUUUGAUAGCUAAAGUACCCAAAAAUAAAUA
This is a messenger RNA of Anopheles aquasalis, 1172 nucleotides long. Its product is annotated as MRN complex-interacting protein. The record is from RefSeq and is a predicted model, not a curated record. Gene Ontology annotation, cellular component: nucleus. Gene Ontology annotation, molecular function: chromatin binding. NCBI's taxonomy places the organism in Eukaryota, Metazoa, Arthropoda, Insecta, Diptera, Culicidae. Gene Ontology annotation, biological process: mitotic G2 DNA damage checkpoint signaling.